This is a messenger RNA of Caenorhabditis briggsae, 1248 nucleotides long. Bases 1 to 1248 code for a protein of 415 amino acids. NCBI's taxonomy places the organism in Eukaryota, Metazoa, Nematoda, Chromadorea, Rhabditida, Rhabditidae. The record is from RefSeq and is a predicted model, not a curated record. The transcript is spliced from 7 exons. Gene Ontology annotation, cellular component: membrane.
AUGGAUGUCGUGGCUUCGACUACGACGGCGUUGAUAGAGCCAGAAGAAGAGAUAUGUGGAUUAAAUUUUAUUUUGGUUGCAUCAACAUGCUUUCAGUUGCUAAUGGCUGUAUUCCGUCGUUCUCUUCCAUCUUCUAUUUUUCUUUUGACACUCGCCACAUGUGACACUUUGAUAUGUCUGACAUAUACUUUGCUUUUCGGAGUGGACGCUGGAAUUUGGUACAGAAAGAAUACGACUCUUUUCUUCCUCUACCAUCGUUACAUCGUCCCUGUAUUCUUCAUUGCCAAAGUUGUACAAUUUGCGAUUCCUUUCAUUCUCAUCUUGAUCACAUUCGAACGAUAUCUCUGGACUUGUACGGAACCAAAACGACAAAUGUUCGCUGCACUUUUCAACGAACGAGGUCGUAUUGUAACAGUCAUUUUUGUCUGGGUCUUCUCAUUUGCAAUUCGGACGCCUGUGCUCUAUGCGAUGCAGGUGAAAUCGUUCCCCGGCUGCGAUGACUACUUCAGAAGUGAAUCAGUGGCUGGAACGUCGUUUGCAGAGACAGAAGCAUACGAGAUUUACGACUUCCACAUCAUUACAGCGAUUCAGAUGAUGUUCCCAUUCGUUGUCUUGUUACUUUUGAACUUCACGAUUAUCAAGAGAUUAGUUGCUGAGAAACGAGAAAAUAUGUACCCGAUUCUACGUGGCGCCGGAGUGACUACCGAAGCUAAAAAAGCUUCGUUCGUUCAGGGAAACGUUCCAGAGAACUAUGUGCUUCUUCAAGUGGCCGCAGACGUCAUCAAAGAAUCUUUGAUUCACAGUUCGGUUGCUGUGUCAUCUGAAAUCGUUGCAAACGAGGAAGCAGACGAUGUUGACUGCUCAGGUGACGUGGAUUUACCACGUCAUCGACCUUCAAUCUUUCACACCUUUGUACUGGCACUCAAGGAAUCGUCUCGAAGCAAACGAUCCCAACUCCGAAAUGCAAUUUACACGAUGAUGGCGAUUGUCACAUCAUAUUUGGUUUGCAAUGGCGUUCAUCUGUUUUUGACAAUCUUGGAACGUUUCAAUCCAUCUUAUCUUUAUGAUUCGGUUGACAGUUCUCAAUCUAGCACCUUUUAUAUUGUGUUAUCCGACACCGUAUCCAUUUGCUACAUGAUAUCGUCUGCCAUUCGUAUUUUCAUCUAUGCCAAGUGCAAUCCGAAACUUCGUCAAGAAAUCGCUGACUACAUGAAACGAGAGAAGAGUCUUGAAACGAACAGUUCCUAA